This is a messenger RNA of Cicer arietinum (chickpea), 479 nucleotides long. Its product is annotated as defensin-like protein 1. The record is from RefSeq and is a predicted model, not a curated record. Gene Ontology annotation, biological process: defense response. Lineage: Eukaryota; Viridiplantae; Streptophyta; Magnoliopsida; Fabales; Fabaceae.
AUGCAAUCCUAAUAAAUUAAGAACAAAAUUAUCAUUUCAUUUAUACUUACAUUUACAUUUAGCAACCAUGGCUUCCUCUUCACCUAAACUCUACACCAUCUUUCUCUUCCUCAGCCUUGCCCUCCUCCUCCUUUUCUUCACAAGGGAGGUAGCAGCAAAUCUUUGUCAAAGGAAAAGCACAACAUGGUCAGGGCCUUGUUUAGACACAGGAAAUUGUAAAAAUCAGUGUCUCACUGUGGAACAUGCUACUUUUGGGGCUUGUCACCGUGAUGGCUUUGGAUUUGCUUGUUUCUGUUAUUUCAAUUGCUAACCAAAUCAACAUGCUCAAUUUCUUCUGUUCAACCAAUGAAUUUCCUUUUGUACCUCAAUAACAUCUCUGCUCAUGAGUUAUAGAGAUCUAUAUCUUUCUAUGUGUGUAUGUUUAUUUCAAUAAUACAUUAUACAAGAAAACACUUUGUGUUUUCAACGGUGGUUAUCUA